This is a messenger RNA of Equus caballus (horse), 1725 nucleotides long. The record is from RefSeq and is a predicted model, not a curated record. NCBI's taxonomy places the organism in Eukaryota, Metazoa, Chordata, Mammalia, Perissodactyla, Equidae.
GUAAGUUCCCCGCCGGGAUCGGGUCGGAGCGCCGCGCCGUCCAGCUCUGGAGUUCUCGCCGCCCGCGGGCCGGCCGCCUGUGCGCCUCAAGGUGCUGGGGCAGGAAAGAGGGACAGAAAGUACUUUAGACUCAGCCUCUGCCCAUAAGGGACUGCUCACCCGGAGGAGGAGAAAAGGAAACUCCCAGAAAGCGACGUCACUUCCAGCUCCUCAACCACGGACCAGGAAGAUAGUCACGAGAACAGAGCAGAGAGCAUUGCUGCCGACGAGAUCUCUGCCUUUCUGCUUCCAAUUUUCAGAAGCGUUUUCAACUCUUUUGGGAGAAAGUGAUUUUUAUUAUCUCGACCCCUCUGACUUCAUUGAUCAUUCAUCUUUCUUUUUCUAAUUCCUUGGGCCGACUCUGGUCAUACCCCACACGCUAGUCUUAGCCCCUUUGCAAGUUUUGGUCCCUGAAAACCACCCUCUGGGGGUUCCAGGUCAAGGGUGGUGAGAGGAGGCAGCAGGAGGCUGUGAGCUCCACGGUGGACUGUCUUGGCUCCAGCAGCCAGGCCUGGGUGGUGAGGUCACGAUGUCCACCAAGGUGCCCAUCUAUCUGAAGCGCGGCAGCCGCAAGGGCAAGAAAGAGAAGCUUCGGGACCUGCUGUCCUCAGACAUGAUCAGCCCGCCGCUGGGGGACUUCCGCCACACCAUUCAUAUCGGCAGUGGAGGCGGCAGCGACAUGUUUGGUGACAUCUCCUUCCUGCAGGGCAAGUUCCACCUCCUGCCCGGGACAGCGGUCGAGGGACCUGAGGAGGAUGGCACCUUCGACCUCCCCUUCCAGUUCACCCGCACGGCCACGCUGUAUGGGCAGGAGCUCCCCGACGGGCCGUCCCCUCUGCUCAAGAACGCCAUCUCCCUCCCAGUCAUCGGUGGGCCCCAGGCCCUCACCCUGCCCACAACCCAGGCCCCACCCAAGCCCCCUCGCCUGCACCUGGAGACCCCUCAGUCUUCCCCACAGCCUUCCCCACAGGAGGCAGGGAGUGUGGACAUCUGGAGAAUUCCGGAGGCUGGCUCGGCCCACAAUGGGCUGACCCCUGAGUCGGGGGCAGAGGAGCCCUUCCUGUCUCAUGCCAGCUCCCUGCUCUCGCUGCACGUGGACCUGGGGCCUUCCAUCCUGGACGACGUCCUCCAGAUCAUGGACCAGGACCUGGGCCAUAUGCAGAUCCCCACAUAGGAACCGAGGCUGGCCAGGCUGGGCACCCAGGCUGGGGUGAAUGGUGGGAGGCAGGGGGUGGACACAGCCCUGAGCUAGAAGUUGGAAUCCCGAGGUCCCACCUGUGUGGUCACUGGCCAGCAAUUUCUCACCUCACCCUUUGUUUCCCCCUCCCUACCCACUCCCCGUGAGCAGAGCUCGCCUCAUUGCUUUCCCCUAAAACCCACCAAGGACAUGUGCAGAAGUCAGCCCAAAGUGCCCUGAGCAUCUUGGGCCACCUGGUCCCCCACCACCAACUGCUCCUCCUUCCUCAGUUCCCUUGGAUGAAAGGUCUGCUGAAAUGGACUCCCCUUGGUCUCAGCCCCGUCGGACGCCCUGCCCUGAUUCGGGGGGCGGGGGAAGGGCAGGGCACAGUCAGCCAGACCUUUCAUGUCCUGGACCGGGAACAUGGCAUCAGUACCAAAAGUCCCUCUGCCCCAUCCCCUCCCACAUGACCAGGGAUUCUGGUCGCAAUAAAAGUUGCUGCUGCUAUG